AUUUGUUAUAUCGAUUCGUCACGUUAUGAUUUAUUUUCUAUUAUAAAAAUCCGUAGUAAACUAUUUUGAAAAUGGUUUACUAUUAUACAUCAGGAAAUGUAAAAAUGUUAAGAAAUAUUAUAAUGGAUUAUGCAGCUUCUGCUGUUUCUCCAUAUGAAUAUAUGAAAGCAUACAUUGAAAAAUGCCCAGAAAAUACGGAAGAUGCAAAGAUUUCAUGGAUUACUGAAUCUUUUCUAGGAAUACAAAGACAUGAUCAGUUUUUAAAAGAAAUUGCUUUAUAUGUAUCUGAAGAAUUGACAGGUGAAGACCAGGAUUAUUUUAUGAUUAUUCUACAUGCUGUUAUUUUCCAAAUUGAACCUAAAGUUACAAGUUACUUCUACAAAUGUCUUUUUAAUUUAAGUAAACCAUUAUUGAAUACAUUUACGAAAUUUUUUAGUAGUGAAAUCCUUCCAUUAAUAUCACAAAUUGCUCAAACUACUUAUGAUACAAAUUUCAUAACUAACAAAAUUAUAAAUCCUCUUUUUACUUGGCAGCCACACAUAAGUGAAAUGGCUCAUAACUAUUCUGAAUAUUUGAAAAAGUUGGAAAGUAGAAAAAAAAAGCCACCUACAAUACCAAUACAGCCAAAUGUUUUAAAUAGAAAAUGUAAAGAAUUUUACUCUCCUGUAGUUGAAAAUUCUCUACCAGCAACCCCUCCAAAUUCUAUGCUAGUUAAAAGUAAAAAAAUGCUUACAAAAAGCGUCAUUGAUCAACGAUUAAAAUAUCUUCAUGAAAAAAAUCAACAAAAAGCUUCACAAUUAUUGAAUGAUGCUAAAAAUAAUAAUUUUCAUUAUGCACAAGCAAAAUCUAGUCGAUAUUACAAAAAUAUUUCUAGUAUCAGAGACGAAAUUGAAAAUGAAAUAACCAAAGUACUUUCGAAACCGAAUAAAAGUUACAAUUUUCGAAAUUCUCAUCCUCCAGUAAAGGAAACAACAGCUACACUUAAAAGAAUAAAUAAAAGGAUACAGCUUGCUGAAGAAGAAGAAGUAGAAUGGCUUCAAACAUUAAUGAUUACCUGUAGAAACACAACUAAAUUUGAAGAAUUACAAGAACACGCUCGUCAGGAGAAAGAAAGAAAAAGAUUGUUUGACAUAGAAAGAAAACAUUUAAUGGGUCAAAUCUCAUAUGAAGAAGCUGUAAUUGCGAAAAAGAAAAUACAAGAUGCAAAUAAAAAGAAUUAUGAGAAAUUUCUUAAAGAAAAGGAGAUGUGGAGUGAAGAAAUUGAGAGGUGGAAGAAAAUUGAAAUGGAUAAAAAUCGUAAGCAAAUAGAAAAGCUUUCAAUGUUGGAACUUAAUUUAAUUAAUGCAAAAAACGAUAUUUUAGCUAAAAAGAAGGCAACUGCUUAUCAAUUAAAAAAAGAAUCUGAAAUAUUGCUAGAAAAAGCGAUGAAAGAGAAACAAGAGGAAUUAGAGCAAAAAGUUACUAUGAUAAAAGAGAUAAAAAUAUUAGAUAUGAUUGCAAAGAAAGCUAAACUUUCUAGAAUUAUAGAUUUAACGGAAACUUCAGGGUUGGGUUUAUUAUGUGAAAUGUCAAUGGCAGAAUUACAAGAAAGACUAAGUUCAUUUAAAAUUAGACUACAAGAAGAACUAGAAAGUAAAAGGAGAAUCAUCAUGGAACAAAAGACAGUAACAAAACAAGAGUUAGAAAAUACCAAAAUUUACAUUAAAAAUUAUAUGACUCAGCGUUCAUUAUCUAGAAAACAGAAUAUAAGAGGGAAGGUCACCUUUGAAUCGGCGUCUUCUAAAGAAAUAAACGAUUUAAAAAAGAUUUUAGAAGAGAAACGUAAAUUACGUAUUAAGUUAACGAACCAAAAUUAACAUUAAAUACCUAUUUGUUAUGGUAGUUCCGUAUACAAAAGGUAAUAACUUAUAAUUUUGUUGUCAAUCUGUCUAUCUGUAGGUACGUCUUAAAAAUCGAAGAUUUAAUAUUUGAAUUGUUAAAUAUUUUGAAAUUGUCCUCAAAUUUUUUAAUCUAGCUGGAAUCAACAUAAUGGUAUAUUGUAACCAUAAUAAAAAGAAAUACUUUUAGAAAAUGCAUAGAAUCGUAAAACUUGGUACAAAGAAAACUUUUAUAGACAUAAAUAGAGCAAAUUUACAGAAUUUAUUUUCAUGUUUGUCCUUAAGAUUUAGAACUGUUUCAAUUAAAAAUGUUAAAGUACCCCGAAGGCACGAAUAUUAC
Messenger RNA from Galleria mellonella (greater wax moth), 2217 nucleotides. RefSeq names its product cilia- and flagella-associated protein 99-like. The transcript has a single exon. Lineage: Eukaryota; Metazoa; Arthropoda; Insecta; Lepidoptera; Pyralidae. The record is from RefSeq and is a predicted model, not a curated record. Bases 72 to 1856 code for a protein of 594 amino acids.